UGGUUGUUUAUGCAAAUCCUGCAAACAGACUAAGCGCUAGUAGAGAUGUUACAAUGUAACGUUGUUUUUAUUGCGCAAAAUAGUUUAGUGUAGCGUGGGUUUAUGGCACAUUUGGCACAAUAUUGACAGUUCUACUUGAAAAUGACGUAAAGUACUUAAUAAAAAAACGAAUAAGUAUAUCUCUUGUCUAGUCGCCUAGUAAUAUUUUAUUGUGCAGGGUAAUCAUGUCGCGUUGUUCAGACACGUUGCCUAGUGCUCGCUGCCGCGAUUAUGUGUUGUAGCCUACAUGUCAGCUGACAUUUAGUAGGCUAGCUGCAAAUGAUUUCAGGAAUUAUGAGCUACUGUUGAUCGUGGUCAUUGUACGGGGGGCUCUUGUCCUCAUCAUUAUAGGAACCGUAGGCCAUUGUGGCGCAUAGGAUGUGUUUUCACUGUCCUUAGAUGGCUGGCUGUGUGAUGUGCAACACUGGAUGUAUGAGGACAAGUGGUUCGUGGGAACGCAAUCCUGAUGCAUAAUGCAGAGUGAAAAGGAGCAGAGAAGCUCCCCCGCGGAUUUAAGAGAGUGAGGAGGAUUACAGUGGAGCUCAUAGCAGGCACAACGGCACACACGGCAACCGGAGCUGGAGCCAUGAGCAGAGCGCUUACAGACCAUAUCAGUAGUAGCUUCCGAGAAGAUGCUCCCCGUCCCCCGGUGCCGGGGGAGGAGGGAGAGGCGUCAUGCCAUACUCCCAGCAAACAUGCCAAAAUGAGAGCCCAAAAUAAGGCUAAAGCUGUCACCGUCGCGUCUCCCUGCUCCACGCCGAGGAGGAACGAGGAUGGACUCGGGGAACCUGAGGGUAGCGCGUCGCCGGAUUCACCCCUCGCCCGGUGGACCAAGUCGUUGCAUUUUCUCCUUGGUGACCAAGACGGUGCUCAUCUGUUCAGGACCUUUCUGGAGCGGGAGAAAUGCGUGGACACUUUGGACUUUUGGUUCGCCUGCAACGGUUUUAGGCAAAUGGACCUCAAUGAUACCAAAACGCUGCGAGUUGCCAAAGCUAUUUUCAAGCGGUACAUUGAAAACAACAGCAUUGUUGCCAAGCAGUUGAAACCUGCCACUAAAACCUACAUAAGGGAUAGUAUUAAGAAGCAACAGAUAGACUCUGCGAUGUUUGACCAAGCACAAACGGAAAUUCAGUCAACCAUGGAGGAGAAUGCGUACCAGAUGUUUUUAACUUCCGACAUAUACCUUGAAUAUGUGCACACGGGGUGCGAGAACACGGCUUAUGCCAACCAUAGCGGUCUCGGGAGCCUCAAGUUGAUGUGCGGAUUUCUGCCACCUCUCAUUGAGGAAGAGGAGUGGAGAUGUGACUUGAAGGCGAAAACGUUAGCCUCUGUGGUUGGACUAUCUGCCAAUGCGCUACGGGCCACUGCUUCCAUUCGGACUGCGGCGGAAGUGCUGGAGAAUGGGUACAGGUCACACAGACGCGGAGACGCGGCCAGUCCCUACUUUGUCAACUCGGGCUAUGUGUUCGCCCCCGCCACCAGUGCCAACGACAGCGAGAUCUCCAGCGACGCCAUGACGGACGACUCCAUGUCCAUGACCGACAGUAGUGUAGAUGGGAUCCCUCCAUACAAGCUGGGCACCAAGAAGCAGCUCCAGCGGGAGAUGCACCGCAGCGUCAAGAUCAACGGCCUGGUCCCGCUACCCCACUUUCCCAGGACACACAGGCUGCCUAAGGAGAUGACGCCGGUGGAGCCCUCGGCCUUCGCCGCCCAGCUCAUCUCCAGACUGGAGAAACUGAAGAGGGAGCAGGACACCAUGAGCUCCCUGGAGGAGAGGCUACAGCAGAUCCAGGAGGAGGAGGAGAGGGAUGAGAGUGACCUCCCCAGUGCCGUCCCGCUCCACCACCCCCUGCUUCACCCCUCGUCCGGCGCCGACGAGGACGCCCAGGCCAUCCUAGACGAGCACCUGUCCCGAGUGCUCAAGACGCCCGGGUGCCAGUCGCCCGGCGUGAUCCGCCACUCGCCCCGCUCGUGCUCUCCCGACCGGCCCUCCGCCGCCUUGGUCCCCUUCCUGGGGCCCUCCUAUCCGGGGGCCUCCAGGGGCCCGUUGGCUGGGAGCAGGCAGUCGACCAAGCACAUCCACCACCACUACAUCCACCACCACACCGCCACCGGCCCCAAGAGCAAGGAGCAGAUCGAGGCCGAGGCGGCGCAGCGCAUCCAGUGCCUCUGUCCCCCAGGGGGCGCCGACUACUCAGACUUCACCCCCGGCAGUUUGCCCAAGCGGCCAGGGAAGCCGUGCGAAGGCAUACGCCUGAGCCAGGCCAACGGCGGCGACGGGGUCACGUCCCCGCCCCACCUGCCCCUGGACGCCACGGACCGCUCGCAGAACGUCUGGCAGUGGAUCCUGGAGAGCGAGAGGCAGGGCAAGAACAAACCUCACGGCGGCACUCCGGGCCCGAAGAAGAGCCACCUCCCGGACCCCUCCACGCCCAAGACGCUUCCCGGCCGAACGCACUCUUCCUGGGGAGGCGUGGGCGGCGUGGGGGGUCACCUCCGUGGAGGUCACCAUCCGGCCCACCCCUUCAUCCAGGACCCGGCCAUGCCCCCCCUGCCCCCGCCCAACACUCUUGCCCAGUUAGAAGAAGCCUGCAGAAGGUUAGAGGAGGUCUCCAAGCCCCCCAAACAGAGGCAUUCAACGUCCAGCCUUCAAAGAGACAGGAGUCACCCUCUGCCUUUCCCCAGUGGAUACCCGCCUCUGAUCAGCCCCGCACUUCAAACAGACGAGUGGAAAGAGCCAAAGAAGUCGAUCAGCGGCGCGAGCGCGUCUGGCUGUGACCUUGUGGUCACCUACUUCUUCUGUGGCGAGGAGAUCCCCUACCGCAGCAUGAUGAAGACACACAGUCUCACCCUGGGACACUUCAAGGAGCAGCUUAGCAAAAAAGGCAAUUACAGGUACUACUUCAAGAAGGCCAGCGACGAGUUUGAGUGCGGGGCCGUGUUCGAGGAGGUAUGGGAGGACGGCGCCCUUCUGCCCAUGUACGAGGGCAAGGUCCUGGGUAAGGUGGAGAGGAUGGACUGAUGCCACCCUUAUGCCCACCCUUACCCAACCCUACCUUACCCAUCAACCAAAUACCCAACCUCCAGGGCACAGACUGUCGCGAGGAACUGGAGUGAUUGACUUAAUAUGGGGGGGGGGGCGCUCCAGACUUUCUUUCCUACUAUUAAGCUAAAUAAGAGUUAAUAUAUCCAGCACAAGAGGAGUGUGAUUGAAGAAACACGAGCCAAUGAAGUAUGCCGAACGCAGAAGAGUUCCCCCCUGACUGUCUUAACCAAUCAGCCUUAGAAACACAAGGGAACGACACUACAGACAGAGAGAGACGGCGACUGGAGGCCUCUAGGCUCCCUGAAUUUAACCACUGAAGAUGCAGAUGACUGUUUGUCCAAUACGAGAGACCGACGUUGCGAUUAAAUAGUGGUAACGUUGUGCGAACGUUGCGUCGCUCCCUGGUCGCCUGCAAUGGACUGGAGACAGCGCCAGAAGCCCCGCAAAUGCCACCACCUGCUCUUAUAACGUUGUGCAAACGUUGUUACAACAUGAAACGUCUAUACGUGUGCGUAUACAUACAUGGAAAGAUGUGUGUAUAUACAUGUAUUACAUUAUAUUGACGCGUUCUUGUCAUGAUUUGAAAGUUUGUGUAUUUAUUGAAAAAAAAGAUCCUCUCCCUCCCUCACCUUCAACUUGUCUACCCACCACCCAACCCAACCCAACCCACCCAACCCAACCCAACCCUGUCCCCUCAUGUCCAGUUGAUGGACAAGCUGCUUCGAGUAUUGGGAGAAUACUGUGGUGAUUUUUUUUUUAAAUGUACCUUGUAAUGUCACAAAGGUCAUGACACUAGUCUAGUGCCCCCUACCCCCCUACUUCUCCCCCCCCCCCCCCUUACCCCUGUCCAACCUCACUGUACCAGGGGUCUGCUGAGACGGAACCUUCCACUGUCGUAGUAAACCAACCAACCAACCAACCCAGUCUUAAUAUAUGCUGCUGCUAUGUGUUCUCUUCCGUUUGUGAGCCAGAGUAAAGAGUCGUUGGUUGUCUCUCACUCCGGCCCCGAGCUCUAUCCUUUUCUUCUUUUUUUUCGGUUGUCGUGCCUUUGUUUGUGGACCAGGCACCACACAGGGAAAGAGGCGAAAGUAGAGAUGAGAAAGAGACCCGAAUUAGGAUGAGAUGAACAGAGAGGACCUGGAGAAAAGAAGUGUUUACAGUGAGCACACCAAAAUAACCUUGUCGCGCUUCUAGUGAAAUGAACCACCUCUCCGGGAAGCGGUGGCUUAAUAUCGCCACGUUUUCAAAACUGCUUCCGUUCCAUGUUUAUUAGCAUUGGAGAGAAAGAAGAUGAGAAGAAGAAAAAAAAAAACGUUUUAAGAAAUGUUGCUCCAAUAGCUUUUGAAUGUUGUGAAAAGGACAUCUUCAAAGACGGAGUUCCUUGUAUACAUUUGUAAUUAUGCAUUUUUUUUUGAAGUAUGGAUAAAAGGACACAAACACUAUUGCUAGUGUUUUUACGAGUACAGCACCUGUGCCUAUAUGGAUGCCAUACCAUGUACUACCCUGAUUCAGGGUGUUAAUAAUUAUUCCCUUGGUUUUCAGAAGGGGUUUUUAUGUUGAAAAUAUUAUUUUUUUAAUGCAUUUAAUAGUAUCCUGUAAUCAUGUCAUUGGCUUUUGUGUUGUUUUGUUCUAUCUAAACUGUAAAUUAUACAUUAUAUACAGAGUUUCAUUUAAAGAUUUACACGGACCUAUAAUUAUUGUAAUUAUUAAGAGAUUGUAGCCUUUAUUAAAAGUUUUACUAUUUUUCAAAUGAAAA
Molecule: messenger RNA, 4841 nt
Organism: Oncorhynchus gorbuscha (pink salmon)
Lineage: Eukaryota; Metazoa; Chordata; Actinopteri; Salmoniformes; Salmonidae
Product: axin-2-like
Exons: 10
Coding region: 626-3061 (811 amino acids)
Biological process (GO): negative regulation of canonical Wnt signaling pathway
Source: RefSeq, a predicted model, not a curated record